CAUUGGACACUCAGACGUCAAUAGAAUGACGUAUAGGGAAAUGUAAGGGAGAAAACAUCACCGGUGAGUUGAACAAUGGCCGCCUCAGGGAAACUGGCGUCUUUCCGUCUGCCUCCCUUGCCUACUGUUGGCGAGCUCAUAAAGCUGUACAAUCUGCGAGCUGAGAAACAGCUUUCCCAGAACUUUCUGUUGGACUUGAAGCUCACAGACAAAAUAGUGCGUCAGGCAGGCAGUUUGAGGGAUGCCCAUGUGUGUGAGGUGGGUCCUGGUCCCGGCGGUCUCACCCGCUCCAUUGUCAAUGCCGGGGCGGCGGACGUGCUUGUGGUGGAGAAGGAUACACGCUUCAUCCCAGGGCUGAAGCUGCUGUCUGAGGCAGCACCAGGGAGGUUGAGGAUCGUCCACGGGGACAUACUCACCUACAGAAUGGACCGAGGAUUCCCAGAAUCUAUCUCUAAGCCAUGGGAGGGAGGUCCACCAAACCUUCACAUCAUAGGGAAUCUCCCAUUCAGCGUCUCCACUCCCCUCAUCAUUAAGUGGCUAGAGAACAUAGCCAACAGAACAGGGCCCUUCAUCUACGGACGCACCCGGCUCACCCUCACUUUCCAAAAAGAGGUCGCAGAGAGGAUGACAGCCAGCACAGGCAGCAAACAGAGAAGCCGUCUGUCCAUCAUGGCCCAGUAUCUCUGCACAGUCCGAAACUGCUUCACCAUCCCUGGACGGGCCUUUGUCCCUAAACCCGAGGUGGAUGUGGGAGUAGUUCACUUCACCCCUCUGGUUCAGCCCCAGAUACAACAACCCUUCAAGCUGGUGGAGAAAGUCGUCCGGAACAUUUUCCAGUUCCGCAGGAAGCACUGCCAUAAAGGAGUAGAAAAGUUGUUCCCUGAGGCAUGUCGUGUAGAGCUGACACAGGAGAUGAUGCAGAAGGCAGACGUGGACCCUACUCUACGCCCCACAGAUCUCACCAUACCCCAGUUCAGGGCUUUAGCGGAUGCCUAUGCUCAUUUCUGCUGCCAUGACCCCAGUCUGCUCAGCUAUGAGUUCAGAGAGGAGCUCAGACUGAAGCACCUCGCCAGGCAAAGAAACAAACCAAUGGACCAGCCAACCGGCACAGCACCCAGCCCUCAACAACCCUGCUAAAUAAAACAAAAAGCACAGAAACUAAGCAAAGCCCACUAAUAGCCUCUGUUAGCACAGAGACAACAAACUGCUCUUAGUCUAAGCCUUGACAUUUCCACUGGCAUAGGCAUGCAUUUUUUAAAACUUUUUCCCUGCACCAAGGGAGCAAUAGGUAACCCGGUAUACAUGAAAUACUGGAACACAGACAAGAACCACAAGGCCAUAAAGAUCCUGGGUGGGUUGAAUCCGUUCCAAGACCUUGCGCCAGGAUAGGACCGCUCAUGAAAGGCAUGUGUAGUUGCCCACAGUAGCUCUUUAACUGUGAGUAUCUCUGUAUUUCACCAUUCUUACUUCAGAUCCAACUUGCAUGACACCUUGUCCCGAGGGACCUGAAAGAGUGUUCAUGAGAUUUAGAAAAUGGGAACUACAUGGCAGCACUGGGUAGCCAGGCCAUCUUUUUCCCUCCUCCCUAUGUACUGUAUUGCUUAGUCACUUGGAAGACCGAGCUUAAACGGAGGAGGAAAGUGGUGGGAAUUUGUCAGCUCUAGAAAGAAUUUUGUUGUGUUUAAUAAAGAGGAAUCCACUGGUAAUGCCUAUAUUUAUAGAAACAU
This is a messenger RNA of Etheostoma cragini (Arkansas darter), 1727 nucleotides long. RefSeq names its product transcription factor B1, mitochondrial (gene tfb1m). The transcript has 8 exons. Gene Ontology annotation, biological process: transcription initiation at mitochondrial promoter; rRNA methylation. The coding region runs from base 76 to 1137 and encodes 353 amino acids. Gene Ontology annotation, cellular component: mitochondrial matrix. Gene Ontology annotation, molecular function: mitochondrial transcription factor activity; rRNA (adenine-N6,N6-)-dimethyltransferase activity. Lineage: Eukaryota; Metazoa; Chordata; Actinopteri; Perciformes; Percidae. The record is from RefSeq and is a predicted model, not a curated record.